GGCCAGGAGAUGCUAGCGCUGUGAGCAGAGCACAAGAAGAGAGUACCUGGAUCGCGCAUACCUGAGCCCCAAACCCUUCGGAAUUUAGAGCUCUCCAAGUCCCAUCCUGGCCAUGGCUCCUGGAGAGAAGAUUAAAGCCAAAAUCAAGAAGACUCUGCCUGUGACAGGCCCUCAAGCGCCCACCAUUAAGGAGCUGAUGCAGUGGUACUGUCUCAACACCAACACCCACGGCUGCCGCCGCAUCGUGGUCUCCCGCGGCCGCCUCCGGCGCCUCCUCUGGAUUGGGUUCACACUGACCGCCGUGGCCCUGAUCUUCUGGCAGUGUGCUCUCCUCGUCUUCUCCUUCUAUACCGUUUCUGUCUCCAUCAAAGUCCACUUCCAGAAGCUGGAUUUUCCUGCUGUCACCAUCUGCAAUAUCAACCCUUACAAGUACAGUGAGGUGCGCCACCUUCUAGCCGACUUGGAACAGGAAGCCAGAGGGGCCUUGAAGACCCUGUACGGCUUUUCAGAGAUUAAGUCCCGGAAACGCCGAGGGGCAGAGUCCUGGAGUUCAGCCUGGGAGGGCACGCAGCCCAAAUUCCUCAACAUAAUUCCGCUGCUGGCCUUCGAUCAGACAGAGCGGGCCACGGCCACGGACUUCUUUACAGGGCGGAAGCGGAAGGUCAGCGGAAGCAUCAUCCACAAGGCCUCAAAGGUCAUGCACAUCCAGGAGUCCAAGAAGGUGGUGGGAUUCCAACUGUGUUCAAAUGACACCUCCGACUGUGCCACCUACACCUUCAGCUCAGGGGUCAAUGCCAUUCAAGAGUGGUACAAGCUGCACUACAUGAACAUCAUGGCACAGGUGCCUCUGGAGAAGAAAAUCAACAUGAGCUACUCCGCUGAGGAGCUGCUAGUGACCUGCUUCUUUGAUGGCGUGUCCUGUGAUUCCAGGAACUUCACACUGUUCCACCACCCGAUGCAUGGGAAUUGCUACACGUUCAACAACAAAGUAAAUGAGACCAUCCUCAGCACCUCCAUGGGGGGCAGUCAGUAUGGGCUGCAAGUCAUCUUGUAUGUAAAUGAAGAGGAAUAUAACCCCUUCCUGGUGUCCUCCACUGGGGCGAAGGUGAUUGUCCAUCAGCAGGAUGAAUAUCCCUUCAUCGAGGAUGUGGGAACAGAGAUUGAGACGGCAAUGGCUACCUCCAUGGGAAUGCACCUGACGGAGUCCUUCAAGCUGGGUAAACCAUACAGUCAGUGCACGGAGGACGGCAGUGAUGUGCCAGUCAAGAACAUCUAUAAUGCCGCCUAUUCCCUGCAGAUCUGCCUUCACUCGUGCUUCCAGGCGAAGAUGGUGGAGGUGUGUGGGUGCGCUCAGUUCAGCCAGCCUCUGCCUCCGGCAGCUAACUACUGCAACUACCAGCAGCACCCCAACUGGAUGUAUUGCUACUACCAGCUGCACCGAGCCUUUGUCCAGGAAGAGCUGGGCUGCCAGUCUGUGUGCCGGGAAGCCUGCAGCUUUAAGGAGUGGACGCUGACCACCAGCCUGGCACAAUGGCCAUCUGUGGUUUCGGAGAAAUGGCUGCUGCCUGUUCUCACUUGGGAUAAAGGCCAGCAAAUAAGCAAAAAGCUCAACAAGACAGACUUGGCCAAACUCUUGAUAUUCUACAAAGACCUGAACCAGAGAUCCAUCAUGGAGAGCCCAGCCAACAGUAUCGAGAUGCUUUUGUCCAACUUUGGUGGUCAGCUGGGCCUGUGGAUGAGCUGCUCUGUCGUCUGCGUCAUUGAGAUCAUUGAGGUCUUCUUCAUUGACAUCUUCUCUAUCAUUGCCCGUCGACAGUGGCAGAAAGCCAAGGAGUGGUGGGCACGGAAGAAGGCACCCCCCUGUCCCGAGGCUCCCCCAAGUUCUCUGGGCCAGGACAAUCCAACUCUUGAUAUGGACGAUGACCCACCCACUUUCACCUCUGCUUUGAGCCUGCCUCAAGCCCCAGGGGCUCAGGUGCCUGGAACUCCGCCCCCCAGAUACAACACCUUACGCUUGGAAAGGGCCUUCUCCAACCAGCUCACAGAUACCCAGGUGCCUGAUGAAGCCUGAGGCAGAGAUGGGAAGAAAGAUCUAGCCAGGACUACCAGCCAUGGGCUGAGGACUUAAACCCUGUCUCUCAGACACAGAGGGGCCCUUCUACCUCUGCUCUAGGCUUUUCAGAGACACUGGCUGAAAGUCUGCUUUGAACAAGACAAGGCCUAUGCACGUGCAGAGCUGGCACCCAUCGGGCGCUGCCCAGCAACACUCACAGCUGUCCAGGACGAAGUAUAUCCUGCAGCCUUCCCAGUGCAUCUGCUAGAGAUGGACUGAGGACACAGUAUGGCCUGGGUGAGGCCAGACAGAGCUCUUCGCUGUGCCUUGAGAAAGACUCCUCCAGAAACCCAGCCGAGGUGUCACCCACUCCUCCAGCUGGACUGGGGCCCAAGGAUGUGACCUUAGGUAUCAAGACCUGACCACUACUGCUGGAUGCCAAAGAUAGGAAGAAGCAGCUGGAGCCGGAGCUGUUUGUGAAUAAACUGCUUCUGUCAUUGACAUUGAGGCAAGGCCUCCUCUGUGCCUUAGGCAGGAGGCUGGCCCAACGCCCUUAGAGUAUGGGGGGAGGGCUAUGGCAUGGGGUGGGGUGUGGCCAUGUUCUGAGCAGCUAAGGCAGAGAAGCUAAAGGCAUUGCUGGAUGUUCCUAUCCAAUGGUAGAGCAAGGCGUAAAGGACACUGUCCCAAUGCUCUCCACUGCUCUUCCUACUGACCAGCGUAGGCACCACUCGGAGACAGCCCCUUCACCACUAGUGGCCUGUCCACCAGCAAGCCGACCACUGCAGACAGCUGGCUUCACACCAUCUUCAGAUCUUCCGACUGAUAAUAGGGAACACAAUUAAUAAGCACAUCAUUGAUGUUCAAUGUCAGCACAAGAUGAGGGGGUUGGGAACCGUUCUGAGCACUUUAAUUAGCACAGGGGAUAGGAAACAACGGCCUGCAGGCCAAAUCCUAGUUUUGUUUGUGUGCUAAAAAAAUAUUUUUUCACUUUUAAAUAGCUAAAAAUAAAAUACCAAAAGAAGAAUAUUGUGUGACUUAAGAAAAUUAUAGGAGUUUCAAACUGCAUUGUCCAUAAAUAAAGUUUUAUUGGCUU
Molecule: messenger RNA, 3146 nt
Organism: Tupaia belangeri chinensis (Chinese tree shrew)
Lineage: Eukaryota; Metazoa; Chordata; Mammalia; Scandentia; Tupaiidae
Gene: SCNN1G
Product: sodium channel epithelial 1 subunit gamma
Exons: 13
Coding region: 113-2071 (652 amino acids)
Biological process (GO): sodium ion transmembrane transport
Cellular component (GO): sodium channel complex; plasma membrane
Molecular function (GO): ligand-gated sodium channel activity
Source: RefSeq, a predicted model, not a curated record